Molecule: messenger RNA, 2532 nt
Organism: Verruconis gallopava
Lineage: Eukaryota; Fungi; Ascomycota; Dothideomycetes; Venturiales; Sympoventuriaceae
Exons: 3
Coding region: 102-2360 (752 amino acids)
Cellular component (GO): cytoplasm
Molecular function (GO): ATP hydrolysis activity; ATP binding
Source: RefSeq, a predicted model, not a curated record
GCUAAGAGAGAUUGAAAGGUUAUUCCAGCCACCCAAGAUUCGGCAAGAAAGAAUGCAGACCUUGCUGGAAACACAUUCGAGAAGAAUUUCAACACUGCACCAUGUCUUCAAAAAUAUACAGCGUGCGCCCGCCGGCGGUGACAAGAGACGGGCUGGAGACCUUGUUGCGCAUCGAAAUGAAGAAAGACGAUCUUGCUGCUGAGGGUCUGAAAGCCGGAGAUGCUAUCAAAGUGAUAUCUCAUUCAACAGGAAAGGGUGGCGUUGGUGUUGCAUAUCUCUCGACCGAUACUGUAAAAUCCCAGGGAAAUAACUCGUAUGUAAAGAUGCAUCCCAAGCUCAGGAAUUACAUGAACUUGGAUCUGAGCGACAAGUGCUCCAUCUCCAAGUACGAAGGCGUGCAGCCAAAAAUUAAGUGCCUUACGCUCGCCGAGGGAGACUCUGGCUACUCGGGAGACUCGAUAGAUUGGGUGGAAAUCGCACUACGACAGUUGCCCGGUAUUAUUGCCGGAGCUGCCUUCACUGUAUGUCCAACAUACGGGUUCAGCACCGUCAAGAAAAAAAUCCUUACCGUUGUGACCGUCGAAAACAGCGACGAUCUCGGAAAUGGUAACCUUGCAAUACCUCCUCGCUUUGAAGCCGGUUAUAGCAGGAUCGAGACCAGCGCUUCCACCCUCGAAACAAUUAAAACAGAUCCUUCGGCGAAGGAAAACAUUGUUGUUGAUCCUCGCUUCACUGGUCUACCUGGCCUUGAAGAACAGCUGAGCGAGCUCUCAAAAUGUAUUCGGAGGGUUAACCGACAGGUUGAGCAGCGGUAUGAGCACCUUGCCGGCUGCGUUCCUAUUCUUCUCCACGGACCAACUGGCACCGGAAAAUCUAUUAUCUUGGAACAGCUAUCGAAGUCCUCCGGUUGGAGGAAAACUGUGCAUUUGGGCCCAUCAGACCUGAAUUCAACGGCUAGUAAAAGCCGAUCAGCAAUAUCCAAUGCGUUCUCAGAAGCCAUGGGAACCCAGCCAAGCUUGCUGAUUCUCGAUGACCUACACAUGAUCGCGGGAAGACAAGCUGAGUCUGAUACACACGGCCACCAUCUUAUCAAGCACAUUACAGAGCUCAAGGGUACAAAGGUCCAGGUUGUAGCAGCGGCCAGGCGCCCGAUUGACGUAGAGCAAAAACUAGUCUCUUGCUUCAUGAAAAAGAUCGAACUGCCAAGCCCAACGCAGAAAUCGAGACGGAUGAUCCUAGGUCAUCUUGCGGCGGGCCUUGCCGAUGACGCGGUGCUGCAGUAUGUUGCUGAGAAGACGCAUGCCUUUACUGCCGCUGAUCUGCAAGCGCUUUGUUUCGCGGCCUUUGAAUCAGCAGAGCUGCGGAGCAUGAAAGAAAAGACUAAUCCACAGAAAUCUAACUCAGAGACGCUGCCCGCGAUGUCCGACCAAACUUACCAUCUGCCAAGUACCUUGACUAGAGAAGACUUUCAAAACGCUCUCCGUCAUAUUCAUCCCUCGCUCAUGGACGAACUGUACAUCGAAGUUCCUCGUGUGUACUGGUCUGAUAUCGCCGGCUCUUCCCAUGUCAAGUCAAAGCUUUGGGAAGCCGUAGAACUCCCUCUCAAGCAUCCCGACGUGGUCUCACGCCUGAACUUGAGACCCUCCUAUGGUAUCCUCUUGUACGGACCGCCCGGCUGCUCCAAGACAAUGACAGCCAAAGCGUUGGCCACGGAAUCCGGACUGAACUUCAUCGCCGUAAAAGGACCGGAACUGGUGAGCAAGUACGUGGGAGAGUCAGAGUACAAAAUCAGAGAAAUAUUUAGAAAGGCAAGGGAGGCCAGCCCGAGCAUCAUUUUCUUCGACGAGAUAGACAGCAUCGCGCCCAAUAGAGAGGGAGGUGGAGGCCACGAAGGAUUGAACACAGUCGCGACGCUUUUGAACGAGAUGGACGGAGUCGAGGACGUAGCAAGAGUGCUCGUGUUAGCUGCUACGAAUCGGCCGGACGCCAUAGAUCCCGCUUUGUUACGCCCUGGCCGCCUGGGGACGACGCUUUAUGUGGGACCUCCAAAUCGCGAAGCUAUAUUGCAAAUCCUGAAGAUGCGGACUGAGCUGAUGGGCAGCAAACCGGGCGAUUUAGAAUUAGAGACCAUUGCCGACAAGAUGUCUGCUACGGGGCGGUUUUCGGGCGCGGACGUGGCCGCACUUUGCGAUGCAGCAGGUAUGCUCUGUGCCACGGAGGCUGUUGCCGCUCCGAACAAUGUAGAGGUGGUCAAUCUGCAACAAAGGCAUCUUGAACAGGCGCUUGAAGCUACGGAACCAACUCUAGACAAGAGAUCACUGGAGUUCUUGCAGAGCUGGACCGUUGGGAAACACUUGUAAUUGGUACACUUUAUACACAACAUCUACUUUGCAAACACCAAAAUAAAACAAGACCUCCACGUCUCUUGUUCCUUUGACGAGAUAGUUAUCACAGUUACCGGCCAUUAACAUCUCGCGGACGCUUGCAUGUCUUUAAUUGGUGAGGCCUGUCGAAGAGACGGAUCCAACUACG